Molecule: messenger RNA, 2118 nt
Organism: Monodelphis domestica (gray short-tailed opossum)
Lineage: Eukaryota; Metazoa; Chordata; Mammalia; Didelphimorphia; Didelphidae
Gene: PIGX
Product: phosphatidylinositol glycan anchor biosynthesis class X
Biological process (GO): GPI anchor biosynthetic process
Cellular component (GO): endoplasmic reticulum membrane
Source: RefSeq, a predicted model, not a curated record
AGGGAAGGAAGGGAAGGAAGGGAAGGGAAAGGGAAGGGAAAGAGAAGGGAAAGGAAGCCUGAAGGAGAGGGGUGGUGCUGGGAAGGAGAGGAGAUGCGGGGCGUAGGAGAGAACCGGGAAAGGAGGGGAGAAACUAGAGUGAGAAGGAAGCUGAAAUAGAAACAUUUCCAGUGUUCUUACAGAGAAGAUUGCUGUGGUACUAAAUUACAAUGAAGAGCUCCAGGGUCUCUCUGGUUGUGCCUUCAUUUGACUGUCAGGAGUUUACUGGAAUUAGAUGAAUUUUGUACAUUUGUACAGCAGAAAUACCAAUUGUUCUGAAAUUAUCCUGUUACAAGAAAUUGUGAAAGAUGGCUUUCACAGGGACUUGCUAAUAAAAGUGAAACUUGGCACAAGCAUUGAAAAUUCACCGACUUGCAGUGUUUUGAUUAAACAUCACCUCCCAACUGGAUUAUAUGUGGAUCCAUAUGAACUGGCUUCAUUACAGGAACACAAUGUGACAGAGGCAAUGAUAAUUCAAAAUACUGUUGACUUAGAAGCUCCUGAGUAUUUGUCCAAAGAAUUUGAUGUCUUUGUUUAUGCCAAGUCAGAUUCUCAGUGUUCUGAGUGUUUCAAAACAUUUUUGCCUGUUCACUGCCGGUAUCAUCAGCCUGAGGAAAAAGAACAAAGAGCCUUUGUGAUGGUGAAGAACCCAGAAUUAUUUGUCCGUUGCUACAAUGAUUUUCCUUCUCUGAACUGCUGGAAACAGUCUGACGUGGAAGCUCCUUGUUCUAUGAAGAAUAAACACCUCUGUAAAUGGAGCAGUGUGAAAUAUCAAUCAGUAAAUCAGAAUGUGAUACUACAGGUUCCAGUGGGACUAAAAGUACAUCAUUUCCUUGUAUGUGUUGUGACAAUGCUUGUUACAAUCUUAUGUUCUGGCCUCAUCUUUAGAGCUGUCUUAAAACACAGUCAUUUCUCUUUGUGAGAAUGUCAUGUCAUGAAAUGUUUAUGGUAGACCUGCUGAAGGCUUAUUGAUUUGUGGUAUUCUAGAAUUUUGACAUUACUUUUAAUUGAUAGCAACACAUUUUAAUUUUGGUAAGACAGUUUAAUAAAAAUACAAAAUGGCAUUUUGUAGAUAAUUUCACCCAUUUCUCACUUAAUACAUGAAUUUAACGCUGAAUUUGUGCUUGCUAAAUCCUUAAGUAUCAAGUGCCAUUAUGAACAGUUUCAUUCUGUUAAAUGGAUAAAUUAUUUGGCAUAGAAUAGGGUCAGCUGCAAGAUUAUAAGCCCUUUAAGGGUAAAGAAUCAUGUCUUAUUUUUGUUAUCCUUUACACAGAUUAAUGCAACUUAUCACACUUUUUGUAAUAGGUGUUAAUUGAAUUGGGAGAGAAAAAUGAGUUCCCCAUGCAGAGAGAUGGAUUUCUUAUACAUUUUGUCAUUGCUAACUAAUAGAUAUUUUAAAAAUCAAGGAAAGCAUUACAGUUGAGGAACCACAAUAUUUUAAAUCAGACAUUAAAUAAGGCAUAGUUUUUUAGAAAAACAAUAAAGCCUUUUAGCCAGAGGUUUAAGGAGAAAUAAAAUUAGCAUAAGGGAUUAUGGCAUUUUAUCUCUUAUUAUACUGCCUGUGGGUUUCUUGGAAAGGAAGAAUUGUGAAGCUAGUUAAUAAUAAUCUUUAGGGCAAGAGAGUUGUGAGGAACAUGGCUCAAUUUCCUCCUUAAAGAAGCUCUUUAAAAAAAAUCAGUGCUUUCUAUGAAGUCUUAUGUGUUUUAUAAGAAAAUAACUUACAGAUUAUGAUUUUUAAAAAUAGAACCUGAGUCAUUACUGUGUGGUUCAAAAAUAUGAAAUAAGAAUAGCAGUAGGUAAAUUUCAAAAUAACACUAUGAAGUAAAUAAGUUGCUAACAAAUCAGGAUGUAUUAUUUUAAAUAUAUACAUAUAUAUUUAUUUUGUUACAUGCAAACACUUUAUGCAAUUUUUGAGUUCCAAAUUCUGUUCCUCCUGCCUGCCCCUCCUCACCUCUUGAGAAGGAAAACAAUAUGAUAUGGAUUAUACAUGGGAAGUCAUACAAGAACGUAUUUCUAUGUUGGCUGUAUUGCAAAAGAAGAAAAAAAUCAAGAAAAAUAAAGAAAGUUAAAAAAAGUAUA